Molecule: messenger RNA, 1723 nt
Organism: Neltuma alba
Lineage: Eukaryota; Viridiplantae; Streptophyta; Magnoliopsida; Fabales; Fabaceae
Product: homoserine kinase-like
Exons: 3
Coding region: 223-1332 (369 amino acids)
Biological process (GO): L-threonine metabolic process
Molecular function (GO): ATP binding; homoserine kinase activity
Source: RefSeq, a predicted model, not a curated record
AUUUUCAGGAUAGUCGGCCUUCGCUCUAUGCAGAUCCCACUCGCUGGCGCUGCGAUCCGUCACUUUGACUCGCACUGGUCGAAGAUACUCUCGUCGCCGCUCUCUCGCCACCCUGAAGUGCUCCGCCCUCUCACUCACUCUCAGCCUGGCCUUGAUUGUCUUUGGUGAGGCGUUGAAGAGUUAGACCAGUGUUCAGUGUCCGUAUUUGUAUCAAUCUCUGCAAUGGCAAUAUGCUGCUGCUACUACACUCCAGCAAAACUCUGGACCCCACAGUCAACUGAGGUGUCAUCAGUCAAGACUCUCCAAAGAUGCAACUUGUCUCUCCCCUCUAGGACAGCCUUAUCCCUUGCCGAGCCUGAUCCCAUAUUCGCCUCUGUAGAAACCUUUGCUCCAGCCACCAUAGCUAACCUUGGUCCUGGAUUCGAUUUCCUAGGCUGUGCUGUUGAUGGCCUCGGAGAUAUUGUCUCCCUAAGCAUUGACGCUAAUGUCCACCCUGGUGAGAUUUCUAUCUCUGAAAUUUCUGGUGACAAUGCCAAAAAGCUGAGCAAGAAUCCACUAUGGAAUUGUGCUGGGAUUGCCGCUAUCGAAGCCAUGAAAAUGCUUGGCAUUCGGUCAGUAGGUCUUUCUCUUUCCCUUGAGAAGGGGUUGCCUUUAGGAAGCGGACUAGGAUCCAGUGCUGCUAGCGCGGCAGCUGCUGCUGUUGCUGUGAAUGAGAUUUUUGGUAAUAAGUUGAGUGUUGAGGAGCUGGUUCUUGCUGCCUUAAAAUCAGAAGAGAAGGUUUCAGGUUAUCACGCUGACAAUGUGGCACCAGCUAUCAUGGGUGGUUUUGUGUUAAUUCGCAGUUAUGAGCCCUUGGAUUUGAUCCAACUGAAGUUUCCAAGUGAGAAGGAUUUGUUUUUUGUAUUGGUAAGUCCUGAUUUUGAAGCACCUACGAAGAAAAUGCGAGCAGCAUUGCCAGCUGAGAUUGGCAUGCCACACCAUGUGUGGAACUCUAGCCAAGCAGGGGCUUUGGUGGCAUCAGUGUUGCAAGGGGAUUUGGCGGGCUUGGGGAAGGCAUUAUCAUCUGAUAAGAUUGUUGAGCCCAGGCGUGCUCCUUUGAUACCUGGGAUGGAGGCUGUGAAGAGAGCUGCCUUAGAGGCGGGGGCAUUUGGAUGUACCAUCAGUGGAGCUGGUCCUACAGCAGUGGCAGUGACGGAUAAUGAGGAGAGAGGGAAAGAAAUUGGGAAACAUAUGGUUGAGGCUUUCUUCAAAGAGGGAAAUUUGAAGGCUUGUGCAAAUGUGAAGCAACUUGAUCGGGUUGGUGCUAGACUUAUUAAGAGCAUGAAGAAUUGAACUUAUCAAGCUUUCCUGGUACCAAAUGUUGGUGUAGCUUCCACACAUUGCAACUCUCUAGCCUCCUAUGCAGCGACUGGGAUGCUCGGUUGAUCGACAAAGAAGCUUGGGAGAACAAUUAACGCUAUGCAGGGGUUUGAUUCUGAAGACUGCUCUGCUUUGAAGAUAAGAAUAAUUGACAAGUUGACUGGUAGACUAGAAAAGGAAUCACAACCAUGUCUUGUUUGAUUUUGCUCAUCUUUUCUGCUAAAGAGAACUCAAUAAAAUAUGCAGAGAUUGCGAUCUGAAUGAGUAAUGAGUAAUCUUAUUUUCCGUCUGUAUGAAAAUACGGGCUUUAUGGAGCUUUGCAUCGUUAGCAUUUUAAUCCGUCAUUUUAGUGAUGGUAAAAUCC